Messenger RNA from Sitodiplosis mosellana (orange wheat blossom midge), 1902 nucleotides. RefSeq lists its product as uncharacterized. Lineage: Eukaryota; Metazoa; Arthropoda; Insecta; Diptera; Cecidomyiidae. The transcript has 5 exons. The coding region runs from base 340 to 1347 and encodes 335 amino acids. The record is from RefSeq and is a predicted model, not a curated record.
AUAGAAAAUAGCAAGUAAAUCUCCAAAGAGAUUCCAAUCGUUCCAAUUUUACGAAUUGUACGUAUUGAAGGCAAUUCGAAUUUGACAUUUCGCUCACUUUUCGCUCACUCUACAUUCACGCUUGUGUGUGUUGCAAUAGAUUGACAGAAGGUGAAGAAGUUUUGUUUUGGCGUCAAAUCCGUAUCAGUGUGUAUGCAGUAUGUUUGUCUGAAUUUUUUUUAAAUGUUCUUGUGAACGUGUAGUUUUGAAAGUGGAAUUAAGUGUCAAAACAAUAAAAUCCAAGAAAAUCAAAAGCCAAGAAUAAUCAAAAACAAAAAGAAAAAUAGUUAAACAUUGAUCAUGAGUUCCAGUUUGUUAAAAGGAAUAAGCAAGUCACUUUUGGACGCUUUACAACCUGACAUGGACCGUUUUUUAAACGAAGUCGGUAGUGCUGAUAUGCAGAAUAGUAUCCGAAAUGUUAGAAUUAUGGUUCAACUGACGUUCGAUCGGUAUCGCGAAGAAAGACUAAAAGCUGCACCAUCUGAAAAUGUGAGUGAGAUAAGUGGGCCUGAAGUAAUCACCAAUGAACCGGCGACCAAUAACGCGGUGUCAUCGAUCGGAAUACAAACAGAACCGAUGGAAGCAUCCGAUGACACUGCUCGGCAUGGAAAAAGCGACGGUGAAUCGAUAUCAUUGGCAACAAAUUCGAACAGUUCAAUCAAGCCCAGUCCACCUGCCAAUCACGAUACAACGACUGAGGAAAAAUCCAAAUCGUGUGAUGGAUUCCAGGAGCAGCCACCAGUAUCGUCCACGCCAUCAAGAGAGGCCCACAAUUUACAAUCGAGAAUGAUGACAAGAAGUCGGGCAGCGAAACGUGCUCGCUCCAUCGACAAUUCGGAAAAUACGGAAAAUCCACGCAAAUUGAGGAGUAGACGUACUACAACUGAUGGCAGAGUUCAUGGGAGAAAGAAAAUUCCGCGUGAGAACUGUUCUGAAGAAGUGUUGAGAACAUCGCCAACACACAUGGAGUCGAAGAAUGGCAAAAAUCAUUGUUCCACUUCCGAGCCUCAGUCAAAUGAAUGUGUGCCCGUAUCCAAUCAAAAUGGCUCAAAUAUUCCAGGGACAUCAGCAGCUGCACCAGCUGUGAAUUCCAAUGCGGCCAGUGAAUUGCCUACGAAUGGACCGACCAAUGAAAUAAUUCCAUCGAUAGGAGUGGUAUCAAAAGAGCAGAAAGAAGAAUUCGUAUGCUCGUGGUGUAAAAAAGUGUUUGCGGAUAAAACAAAGUUCAUCGCACACUUACGAAUGCACUUUGAAGACGAAAAAUUGUCUGAUGAAGAGAUGAUUAAGAAAUAUAGAAAAUAUACAUGAGAAAUGUAUGAACAAAUUUCUAAUCUUAAUCAUUCUUCGAUUUUUAAUUUAUUUAUUCAUGAAAAAAAAGGAUAAAAAAGUGAUAAAAAUUGAGAUAAAAAAAACAAAAAUUAUAAAAAAAGACAAAAACAAGGUUUGCCAACGAAAAUUGUCAAAUUUGCUCACAUAGACGAGUAUAAAUCAUGUGAUGGUAUAACUAUUAUUUAUUUUAUUUUUUCUAAAUAUCCACACACACUUUUAAUAAAAUAUUUAUCUGACUGACACGUAGACGAGAGAAAAAUUGAAGAAAAAAAAUGUCAUAAAUGUAAUGUUUCGUGAAUUACGUUUAAUGUUUGUCACAUAGUGAAUAAGUAAAAAAAAAAAUGCAUUGAGUCAAGUGUCGAUGCCAAAAAUAAGAAUUGGCCAACUAAAUUAACUGUAGCACCUAGUUGGAUAAGUUGUAAUGAACAAAAUGGUCUGAGUAACAAUAAAACAUACAAUGUUAAAAUAUGCCGACCAGAUUUUCGAAGUAUUUGAAAUAAAACAGAAAAAUGACACACAGUUUGUUCCCACAAA